Molecule: messenger RNA, 3042 nt
Organism: Paramecium pentaurelia
Lineage: Eukaryota; Ciliophora; Oligohymenophorea; Peniculida; Parameciidae
Source: the annotation of a GenBank genome assembly
AUGUCAUAUAUAAGUUUUAAGGUGAUAAUAGAGACUAGAUAUUCACAAGUAGUUCGAAUUUGUGGUAAUCAUCCACUUCUUGGUUAAUGGAAUCCUCAUAAUUCUUAUCUGUUAUCUACUUCAAGUGAAACUUACCCUGAAUGGAGUCAUGAUAGCAAAAUUCAAAUUGAUCCAAGUUAAUAAUCAUAUUGAGUUAAUAGGUUUUAUAUUAGAAUUUAAGUGUCUAAUACAAGAUGGGGAUAAUUAUAUAUGGGAGAAUAUUCCAAAUAGAAUUCACAAAUGUGAUUUUAGGCGUAAUUUUCUGUAUCUAAAAUUUGAUAAUCCCUCAAUGAAUAUUAGAACAUUUUAAAAAUAUGAAAUCUCAAAUGAAUUUGUUCAAGAAGAGCUAAGUAUAUAUAAAUGUUAAUUUAAUUUUAGUGAAAGUUUAAAAAAUGAAUAGAUCAAGAGAUUAUAAUCCAUUUGAGAAUGUUUUAGAUUCAGUAUGAUAAUCUUUAAAUAUUAAGUCUGAUAAUGAAAGUAUUCCAGAAUUAGCAAAAGAAGUAAGAGGUCCCAUAAGUAUUCGUUAAUUAGAAAUUGAUUGGAGAGAGUUAAUAAAAGUAAUACAAUAUUUUAAUACAAUUAGAGUCAUUUUGAAUGUAAACAAAAAUUAAAGUCAAUAUCUAAAUUUAGAAAAAUAUCUGAACAAUAUGGAUAAUCUGAUUUGAUAUUUGAUUACAAAAGGAAACGAUCUUCUUCAACUUAAAUACUCUCAGAUUCUUAUGUAAUUUGUUUGUCAUUGAAGAUACCUAUAAAAAUAACUUUAAUUGAUUAAUUUUAUUAAGUGACAAAUAAAAAGGGUAUAUUGAAUAUAAUUAUAAUCUAGAUAUAACAAAUAAAUAUAAGUUUGAAUUGACAUCAGAUCCUUAUUAUAUAAAUAUGUACAAUCUAUUUAGCAACAAAUUAAGUUUGAAGGCAAUUUGGAUUGGAUGGAUUGGAAUAUAAGUAAUGGAUGAAAAUGAAUAUAUUCUAAUAUAAUAACAUAUGUACGAAUAGUACAAAUGCUUUGGAAUUUAAUUAGAUGAAGAUUUAUUAGGUUGUUUUUCUUAAUUAAUAAGUCCAAUCUUUAAUAAUUUAACUCCAUAGUUAAGAUUACAUUCAGAGGAUGAUUAUAUGGAAAUCAAUAAAAUAUUUGCAAAAUAUGUCUAAGAAGCAUUAAAUUGUACAUUAUUUCAAAAUUAAUUUUGUCAUUUACAUUCUAUUUUCAUAUUUGAUUAUCAUCUAUUUUUGAUUCCAAUCUAUAUAAAGGAAGGAUUAAUAAAAAAAAAUGAAAAUAGACCAAGAAUAUGUAUAAUAAUGAGAAGAUCAUUUCCAAAUCCAAAAUAAUUUAGAAUUUUAUCUUGUAGUGAAACUAUAUUAUCAUCAAUAUUAAUGAGUGAUUUAAUCUCAUUAAUAUAAUUAAAAGAUUUGCAUUAAUUUGUGCAUUGUUUACCUUAAAAAUAUCAAAAAUUAACUUAAGUAUCUGGUGUAAGUGCAUUUACAAUAGAAGUAUUAGGUAGAAAAAUUAUUUUGGAUUAUGGAAGUGUAGGUUUAAAUAUAAGUUAAUUAUAAAAAUUAAUAACAGUAGAUGAAACAAUUUAAGAAGAAUAAUUAACACUUCUUGGAGUUGAUAGUUUAUCAUUAUUAAGUGGUUUAUAAUAGAAAUUCAAAAUAGUAGAGUAGAUGCAUUUAUUAUAGUAAUAGAAGAUUUAAUUAAUUCAAAUCUUAUAUACUAAUAAUGAUGAAGAUUAUUAGAGUAAUAUUUAGAUAUUUAAAUAUUUAGAAGAAAUAAAAACUCUAGCUAAAUAAAUUAAUUAAAAUUGUUAAUAGGAAUUAAUUUAAAUUAAAUUUGAUCUCUCUUAAAGUGAAUUAAUCAAUUUAUAUAAAAAGGCUGAUCUUUUCAUAAAGACAUCUUUAAGGGAAAGCAUAUCUUCUAAUUAUUUAGAAUAUAUAUAUAUUAGAUAAUUUAGAAAGAAGACAGCAAAAUUAGUCUUAAGUUAAUGGUGUUCAUUAAAAGUUGAUCAUAAAAAAAUCAAUCCAAAUAAUACUAUAGAAUCAGCUCAAGCAAUAUUGAAUUACUUAAAUGAUAAAAAACCAACAUUUAUUAAUGUUCCAAAUAGUAAUGAUUGGUUACAUAGAUUGAAUGAUCAUUUAAGUUAUUGUGAAGAUUUUUGGUUUGAUAAAUAAUUAUAUGAUUCAGCAAAAGAAUUAACAAUAGGAUUAAAAGAUAAAAAUUUUUGUUCAAUUGAAACAACGAAUAUAAUUUCUAAAUUUGCUAAUACUAAUUAUUAAGAUAAUUAGAGAAUUAUUAUACUUGCUUAUACUCAAAGAUUUUUAUAGAAAAUCUAAAAAUUAGAUUAAUUAGUCUAAGCAUUAGAAAAAUUAGCAUAAGAUGAGAAUAAUACUCUAAUUAUUGUAUCUGAUUAAGAAUGUGAAGUUUUAGAAUUGAAUUUUGGAUCAAUCAAUAAUUUAUAUAUUAUUGCUUAAGAUGGACUAUUUAUAAAAUAAAAUAAUCAAACUUCUUUUUAAUAAAUUGUAGAGAGAGAUGAUUAAAUAGAAGUAAAAUUAUAAUAAUUAUCAUUUAUGGAACAUUUAAAUUUAAUAGAGAAAAAUUAAAUUUAUACAUUGUCUUUAAAAGAGAAAAUUAAAGAUACAAAUGCUGCUGCAAAUGUUUUCUUUUCUAAUUUAAUUAAAGAAUUAAAGGUAGAAUUUGAUGAUUAUUUGAUAUUAUAAGAGAAUUAUACUUUAUAGAUUAAACAUUAAUAUCAAUAGAUAGAUGAAAUAUUAAAGAUGAUAAUAAUAAAUGAAACAAAUUAAAAGGGAUUGGUGUCAUUUGCAAAUAUUAUUUCAUUUGAUAGAAGAUUAUUAGAAAAGAUUAUGUUUAUAUUUUAAUCUGCCAAUAUGCCAUUAAACAAAGUAUUAUAAAAAUUUAAUUAUAGAAAUUUCAUUGUGUCUCUAUUUCAGAUUAAGUGGAAAAGAAUAGUAAUUUAGUUAUAGAAUCUACAUAAGAAAUAAUAAAAUUGCUGA